AAUAUGUGCCCUAAUUAUAUAUGUUGUUUCCUUCUUUUAAUUGUAAGUGAUUGUGCCACAUCUGUUGGAAGUCGGUGUCAGUUCUCCACUACCCUGUUAGUAAAGUCCUAAUUUUGCUUUGAUCUUCCAAAAGUAGAUAGUGACUCCCUUGUGAUUAAAUGACUACCCACUCUUCAUGGUCUCCAGCGCCAGUGCAUCUCAACUGAAAGUGGGGGUCAGGCUCUAAAUGAGAUCCAGGAAGCUGAGUAUCUGCACUACAUUUCCCAGCAUGCUGCCUGGCAAGACUGGGAAGCUGCAACGCAGGACACGGGAGACUUCUCAGGUGCAAUUUGCCGUCUCAGUAUGAGCAGCAUUAGUUGCAGAGGCCCGGCUGUCGGCAAACGGACUUGGGCAGGGGACUGAGCCGCGCCGUGUCAACAAACUGCGAAAAGUCUCCCAGAAAUGUAGAGAAGCGGCGAGUAAUGUAGUGCUGACUUUAGCCCAGGGAUUCCUGCUGCUUCCCAAAUUAAUCAUUUAUUCAUGCGCUGGAGUCACUUAUCCGGCAUCGAUUCAGCCAUACUGCAUUUCCUUCCCUACAGAAAGCCUUUUAAUCCCCCCCUCCGCCAGCCUGAGUGCAGGGAAAGCCGAGGCCGAGGGGGACGGAUCGUGGAACUGGAGCAGGAGAUGGGGGGCUGCCGGUGACUUGGUUUAAUGAGUUGCUGGGAGACGAGUGACAAUGCCACCAUGAGAGACGAGCGAGGGCUCCAUUCUCCGCUGCACUUUCCCCAACUGUCGGCUGCCUCCCUGCCUGGGUGCCGCUUCCUCCUCCUCGGCGAGGGCUGUUCUGCAGUGUAGCUUCCAAUGAACUGGGAAGGGGGGAGAAAACAACUUAACGGUGGGUGUUCACUGUCCCUUGUGUCAUCCUCAACCCCCCCCUCGGCUCCCCCUGGAGUCAUUGUUAUCCUGACACCACCAGCAAGUAUUCAGCGGCAACCGUCUCUGAAGAUUCUCUGGCCACGCACCCUCUUCAGAUAUUUCACUUGCCUCCCCCCUUUUGUAAUUGCCCCUCUUGACUUUUAUUCUACCCCCCCUCCUUUUCUCUCGUUCCAUCUUUGAUAAGUUGUUUUUUUUUUUUUAAUUUCUCCUUGCGGAUUGUCAGCACUUUCCCAUGAAUGUGCCCUUUGCUUGAGUGGAGCGGCUCCACAUGGCUGGAGAGGGGGCUCUGAGGCUGGAGGUGAAAGGGAACAUAAAGGAGUCCUCUCGGCAGCUCGUUCCAUUUGGGAAAGUGAGCAGUAAUUGAGCGAAGGCAGCUGCACAUUGGGAAUCAAUAGAGUCUGCUUCCUUCCAGCUAAGGGCACUUUGGGCUUCCAGUAGGUCACAGACGGGAGCAGCACUCACUGCAGAAUCCUCCAACUGCCACCUCCAGCUGUCGGACCAACAACACCGCCACUGCCGCUGCUGCAGCCACGCUCCCUGUUACCAAGGACACAAUAGUUUGCAAAUUCCCAUUCCGAGCUCCCUACUGAUACUCUAUUAGCAGUUAUCCCAAUGAUAAACGAGCAACUCUGAUCUCUCCAAGAGGGGACCAAGCACUGUGCCGAGCAACUGCCGCCUUUUAUUUCAUUCCAGGGACUGGGAACAACCGCCAAAAUGUCCCAAAUUGGGACUAUUCUCUGUUCCUUCUGGAUUCCUUUCUUUUCCUUCUCUGUUGCCCUGAAUGGCGUGCUUCAUGUGGCGGCCGGAUCGGAGCAGCACAUUCCCUUAUCCAUGGUGAAGCUCUGGGCCUCGGCGUUUGGUGGCGAGAUCAAAUCAAUAGCAGCCAAGUACUCGGGUUCCCAGCUCCUGCAGAAGAGCGUCUUCACGAAGUACAAGGAGUUUGAGAAGGACGUGACUAUUGAGGAGAUCGAUGGGCUGCAGCUGGUUAAGAAGUUGGCUAAAGACAUGGAAGAAAUGUUUCAUAAAAAAGCAGAAGCCGUGCGGAGACUGGUGGAAGCGGCUGAGGAUGCUCAUCUCAAACAUUCAUUUGAUGCAGAUUUACAGUAUGAAUAUUUUAACGCCGUUCUGAUUAAUGAAAGAGACGAUGACGGGAACUUGGUGGAAUUGGGGAAAGAGUUUCUGUUACUGCCCAACGAUCACUUCAACAAUCUGCCCGUGAAUGUCAGUUUAAGUGAUGUGCAAGUGCCAACCAACGUCUACAACAAAGAUCCAGAAAUAGUCAACGGAAUUUACUGGUCUGAAUCCUUAAACAAGGUUUUUGUGGACAACUUUGACCGUGACCCAUCAUUGAUAUGGCAAUAUUUUGGAAGCGCAAAAGGAUUUUUCCGGCAGUAUCCAGGUAUCAAAUGGGAGCCCGAUGAAAACGGAGUUAUAGCGUUUGACUGUCGAAACCGUAAAUGGUACAUUCAAGCAGCCACCUCUCCGAAGGAUGUAGUUAUUUUAGUUGACGUCAGCGGUAGCAUGAAAGGUCUUCGCUUGACAAUUGCCAAGCAAACUGUGUCUUCUAUCUUGGACACCCUCGGAGAUGAUGACUUCUUCAACAUAAUCGCUUACAAUGAAGAAAUCCAGUAUGUAGAGCCGUGUUUGAACGGAACGCUGGUGCAAGCAGACAGGAACAACAAGGAGCAUUUCAGGGAACACUUGGACAAACUCUCUGCAAAAGGUAUUGGAAUGCUGGAUAUUGCCUUAAGUGAGGCUUUUGAUUUGUUAAGUGAGUUCAACCAUUCGGGAGAAGGAAGUAUUUGUAGUCAAGCCAUAAUGCUUAUUGCAGAUGGAGCAGUCGACACAUACGACAACAUAUUUGCCAAGUACAACUGGCCGGACAGAAAGGUUCGAAUAUUUACUUACCUCAUUGGAAGGGAGGCGGCAUUCGCUGACAACUUGAAAUGGAUGGCCUGCGCCAAUAAAGGUUUUUUCACUCAGAUCUCGACCUUGGCCGACGUGCAGGAAAACGUCAUGGCCUACCUUCACGUCUUGAGCCGCCCAAAAGUCAUUGACCAGGAACACGAUGUCGUUUGGACAGAAGCUUACGUUGAUAGCACACUCCCUCAGGCUCAAAAGCUUGCCGAUGACCAAGGGCUAGUCCUGAUGACUACUGUGGCCAUGCCGGUUUUCAGUAGGGAGAACGAGACCAGAUCAAAGGGGGUUCUGCUGGGCGUUGUCGGCACGGAUGUACCAGUGAAAGAACUUUUAAAGGCCAUUCCGAAAUAUAAGCUGGGAAUUCACGGGUACGCCUUCGCCAUUACAAACAAUGGAUACAUCUUAACUCAUCCGGAACUCAGGCCGCUGUAUGAAGAGGGGAAGAAGAGAAGAAAACCAAAUUACAGCAGUGUGGAUCUAUCUGAGGUCGAGUGGGAAGACCGCGAUGACGUGCUGCGGAACGCAAUGGUAAACAGGAAGACCGAGAAGUUUUCCAUGGAAGUCAAAAAGACAGUGGACAAAGGGAAACGCGUGUUGGUAAUGACAAACGACUAUUACUACACGGAUAUAAAGGGCACGCCAUUCAGUUUGGGUGUCGUCCUCUCCCGAGGACACGGCAAGUAUUUCUUCAGAGGGAAUGUAACUAUAGAGGAAGGUCUGCACGAUCUCGAACACCCGGAUGUUUCUUUAGCUGACGAAUGGUCCUACUGCAACACAGAUUUGCACCCUGAACAUCGCCACUUAACUCAGCUGGAAGCCAUCAAAAUCUACCUCACAGGGAAGGACCAAUUGUUGCAGUGUGACAAGGAACUAAUCCAAGAAGUCCUGUUUGAUGCCGUCGUCAGUGCACCACUAGAAGCCUACUGGACAAGCCUAGCACUAAAUAAAUCAGAAAAUUCUGACAAAGGAGUCGAAGUCGCCUUCCUUGGGACUCGCACAGGUCUGUCCCGCGUUAACCUGUUUGUGGGAGCUGAGCAGCUCACUAAUCAAGACUUCCUCACAUCUGAAGAUAAAGAGAGUAUAUUUAAUGCCGACCACUUUCCGUUAUGGUAUCGGAGAGCAGCAGAGCAGAUACCUGGCAGCUUUGUCUACUCCAUUCCAUUCAGCACAGGAUCAGAAAACAAAAGCAACGUCGUCACCGCCAGCACCUCGAUCCAGCUGUUAGACGACAGAAAAUCCCCCGUAGUGGCAGCUGUCGGCAUUCAAAUGAAACUCGAAUUUUUCCAGAGAAAAUUUUGGAUUGCCAGCAGACAGUGUGCCACCUUGGAUGGAAAGUGCCCCAUAAGCUGUGAUGAUGAAGUGAUUAAUUGUUACCUGAUCGACAAUAACGGAUUUAUUUUGGUGUCGGAAGACUACAGACAGACUGGAAACUUUUUUGGGGAAGUGGAAGGAGCCGUGAUGAACAAAUUACUAAAUAUGGGAUCUUUUAAACGAAUUACACUCUAUGAUUACCAAGCCAUGUGUAGGACAACGAAAGAAAGCAGUGACAGUGCCCAAAGCCUGUUGGAUCCAUAUCGCGCCAUAUUUGCUGCCAUAAAGUGGAUGAUGACUGAACUGAUCUUGUUCCUGGUUGAGUUUAAUCUAUGCAAUUGGUGGAAUUCAGGCCACUCAGUUAAAGCACAACGGCUAAAGCAGGUUUUGGAGCCCUGCGAUACCGAAUAUCCAGCUUUUGUCUCUGAGCGGACAAUAAAAGAGACCAUGGGAUCAGUGGCUUGUGACGACUGUUUCAAGAAUUUUGCUUCUUUCCUUGAAAUGGCCUCCUCUCACCCACACUGAAAUCCGCAAAACCACAGAUGAUACAAGGCUAUAUGAUGUCAGCUCCGCUCCAGGACCCAGCUCUUUCCUGGUGCUUUUAUAUAGUACAGUUCUCAGUAUUGAGCCAUAAAUGGACUGAACACGUAGCAUCUAUAAGUAUAAUCCCUGCCCGUCCCGGUCCAAUUCCGAGUUCUAAUUAUGCUUUCCAAUAAUAAGGUGUCACAAGAAGAAUACGUUCUCAGAAUUUGUCUAUUUUUAUGCUUUGUCAACGUUUGUUGAUGUUUUUCUCCCACUAAUAGCUAAUUUCACCCCAACCCUCCUCAAAAUAAAAAAAGAAACUAUUAUUUAAUUUACAGAUAAAGGAAGACAGUGGUUACUGUGGGAGCAGUGCCCUCAGACAAUCUCUUCCCUAUUUUUAAGGCCCUUGCUUUAAUUGGGAGGACUUCAACUGGGUUUUGUCAUUUUCCAUUAGUACAUGAAUGUGGCCUGUGGUUUGUAGCCUAAAUCUGGCCAUUCACAUAGACCACCUAUGGGAUGGGCCAAAUCAGGUUUAUCUGAUCAUUCAACCCCUGAUCUGAUCAUGACUCGGGUGUGUUUGGCCACAUUGGAAGAGUGUUGAUACAGUGCUCGUCAAGUGGGAUUUUCAAUUUCUUGGACAGAUAUCUGAUGGGACGGCAGUUGGACAUGGCCUUUACAUGGCUGUCUGUGGCUAGCAUUAGACUUCACACUAUUUCUAAAGAGCUUCAAAGAACCUUUCUCUUUAACUUAAAGGGGAAGUAAAGCCUGUCCUACAGAUUUUUAGUUUAGGCACCAGUACACAGGCCCCUUUUUCACCAACCAUGUCACUGACACUUGUGCCACUGCUAGAAUUGCAGAAUGUGUUGAAACCUGCCAUUAUUGGUCCUGAGAUUUGUGUUUCCAGCAUGGAUCUUGGUGAUUGAUGAUCAGUUGCAUAUGCACUAAAAGAACCUCUGGUCCUGGAUCAAGGCACACUUGCUAGAGUCCUGUGCUCAUGUUAUACCUUCAGAGUAAAUAGAAUUUUGAAUUGGAACCCCUAUCUCUCAUGAUCCUUUGGUGGUCCACUGCUAUCCUGCAGAGGAUUUUGGGUGGGCUGCAGGUGCCCAUAAAAAAACAAAAGUUAAAAAAAGAGUUCUCCCCCAAUCUUGAAAAUCUUCAUUAAAAAAGUAAACUUAAAAAAGAAAAAAAUGUAUAUUUCAUUUACAUAGGUCAGCUCAGGUAGGACAUGUUUAAGAGCAGGUUGAAUUUUGAUGGAGAACCUCUGAUCUCAUGACUCUUUACAUGGUCUGCUGUUACCCUGUAGAGGAUUUUGAGUGGGCUGCUGCUUCCUAAAAAAAUCCAAUGGUUAAAAAAAGAGCACCCCUAUUGAAUGUGUAAUUUAGGUCUGCUCAGGUAGGAAGUGUUUGAGGCAAGAAUGCAGGUAAGUGGUCCUGGGUUGAGUGCCCAACAAAACCCUAAAAGUCUGUUCUAGUCAUAAAAUUACAUUUAGAAGCCCAAAUGUUGUGCCAAAUGGCAAUGAGCAGAGGUUCUGCAAAACACGGGACAAACCCAUGAGGAGCUCUAGAUCUGUGCUCAACUCUAGUUAUGCACCAUUCAAAUGUACAGCUGAACUGUGCAAUUUAAAAAAAGGAUUCCACUCCUUUGUUGUCCUUUCUUUGUUUUCUAAUAUUUUAUCUAAACCACCUGGGAUUGCAAGUUUUGAAAUCAUCAAUACAAAGAACAAGUUCCUAUUCCAGCCAAUGAGCAAUGUCACCAGCAAAGAUAUUGAGAUUAUAUAGGGAAGACCUCUGAGGAACUUGGCUCCUGACCAGAUUAGGAGACCACCUCUUCUUAUAUGUAUAUGGUUUAUGCUCCUUGGUUUUGACUGAUCUCAUCAGAGUUGAUCACCCAAACCUAGUGGGGGCGAUAACCCAUGAACUGGACCACCCAUAGCUAGCCAUCAGAUUAAUGCCAAUCCAUCCCAAAAGUCGCUCUGUGUGUGGCUUCUUUAAGGCUUUAAGGAUCAUCUCUGUGUGUGGGACGGUGCUGAAAUCUCAGCAAGUUGAUGAACACGUUGCCUAAUUGUGACUGUCUGUCAUAGCAAGACGUUUGGUACAUUAAUUGUGCAGUCAGAAUGUGCAUUUAUGUUGAACCUGGAACAUGUUUCUCUGCUUGACAUCAAAGAGACAUCAAAGAGACAAGGUGUAGAGCGUAAUGUCGGGAUGAGAUAAUUUAUUGUACUCGGCUCUCCCAACCGUCCCUUCUGUACAUACAGCGGGAGAUUGUUCUGCAGAUAAGCACAUUAACUUGCAACAACGAACCCUGAGCAACUUUAAUUGCUGCCGAGUAAAUAACAAGGGAACUGAUGCAGAAUCCCUCACUCUCUCACUCUCAGUAGGAGACAGUCAACUGUCUGACCAACCAUCGUUUAUAAAGGGACGGCUUAUAAUUCACAAACAGGUGCCUUUUCUAAAGAGUAAUAGAUAUAACUCAUAGUAUGUUAGAAAUAUUUGUAUAGUGUUGCAAUUGGUCUUUAUCUUAUUAUCCUUGUGUGUUCUUAAUGAAAUCGAUAUCUAGAUAUUAGGGAUGCACUGAAUCCACUAUUUGAG
This is a messenger RNA of Xenopus laevis (African clawed frog), 7256 nucleotides long. It is a transcript of the gene cacna2d3.L, whose product is annotated as calcium channel, voltage-dependent, alpha 2/delta subunit 3 L homeolog. The record is from RefSeq and is a predicted model, not a curated record. The coding region runs from base 1630 to 4671 and encodes 1013 amino acids. Lineage: Eukaryota; Metazoa; Chordata; Amphibia; Anura; Pipidae. The transcript is spliced from 37 exons.